Dermacentor andersoni is the source of this 996-nucleotide messenger RNA. The record is from RefSeq and is a predicted model, not a curated record. NCBI's taxonomy places the organism in Eukaryota, Metazoa, Arthropoda, Arachnida, Ixodida, Ixodidae.
AUGCCUGACGAUCCAGCUCAACAAGCUGCAGUCACGGCACCAACUGUCAUCUGUCCUGGCGUGCUGCCUCAGCGGGAUUCUGCUAUUUUUGCGGGUACCAGUGAUCAGCACGUCGAGGACUGGCUCGCCUCGUACGACAGAGAACGGUUCCAAAUGCCAGGUACAAAAAUACGCCAGUGUGUCCUGCUUCUCCUUUGGUGCACCAGCGCGCAUGGCGGCGAUGUAGAACGAGCGACAUCUCUCGGCACUGUAUUGGGAAGGAAGUUGAGCUUGCUGAACACCAUUGUCGAAGAGUACAUCGGAAUCCCUUAUGCGGAGCCUCCAUUAGGGGAACUGCGCUUUCGUCCUCCGCUUCCUUCGAGGCCAUGGACGGACACAUUCGACGCCACGACGGAAAGGACAGCUUGUCCGCAGCGACUUCUUCCGGGCCUCAUGGCGGGCGACGUCACUUACACCGAGGAUUGCCUCCGCCUCAAUGUCUGGACGGCACUUCCGCAGCAAUGCCUUGACACAGACCUGUCACCAGUCCUAGUGUGGAUCCACGGAGGCGGUUUUUCGUACGGCAGUGCCUCCUACGAUAAUUACACGGGUUCAAUCUUGGCCGCAAAAACGGGCCUCGUGGUGAUCUCUAUGAACUACCGCCUGGGGGCGCUGGGCUUCCUUGACGCGAGCUCGCCGGAAUCUCCAGGCAACGUGGGGCUCAUGGACCAGAACCUGGCUCUUCGCUGGAUCAGGGACAAUGCUGCAUUUUUCGGCGGGGAUUCCUCCAGAGUCACCCUUUUCGGUCAGAGCGCCGGAGCCCUGAGCGUUCACGGUCACAUGCUGUCUCCCAUGAGCAACGGUCUCUUCGUGAGAGCCGUCAUGCUCAGUGGAGCAUUGUAUACCGUCGACUCUUACAACUCUCCAUCGUACAGCCUACGCACGGGAGAGCGACUCGCCGUGCUGACAGGAAUUCCUACAAGAGAGACUGGAUGGCGUCGAGAGCGACAGAAUUAA